AUGAGUUCAAACAGACCCAAACGGCAUGGUUUAGUUCCUGCCGCACCGUUAUUGUCCAACAUCAAGCCCGAGGACAUCCCACCGCCUACACCUAUCAACUUUCCCCAAUGCUAUCUCCAGGUCCAGAAUGACGAUCAGCAACAAACCGACUCGGCUCCUGAGGGCCGGGCCCGGAAGCCUGUUACGAAGUUGCUGCAGAGCAUAGUGCGGCCAACUGACCUUUCCAUAUCGCACCUGGAAGCCUUGGGAGUGCACGUCAUCCCGAACUCGGCCCCCCAGGAGCUCGUCCCAGACCCGUCCUUCAUCCCGGACUUUGCUGCUUGGGAUGCUCUCUCAGGUGAGGAGGCCCAUCUGAAAAAUGAAUCUACCAGGAAACGUCUGAACAAUGGCGCACUGUCCCCCGGCUGCCAGACUUACCUGGACCGGAAGCGUGAGCUGUCUAUCGACAAUGAUGCCGCCUACCGGACCGUCCGUAGGUUGCCCGCCCCCAAAGGUCAACCUCAAGCUCGGUUAGGAAAUGCCUAUGAGUUCUACCGUCACCUCGAGCUGUUCACACCCUACUGGGAUGACACUUCGAAACCAACACCGCCUGGGCCCAAGCCAACAGAAACGACAUCUUCAGAAACUGCCAGUGGCGCAGAAAGUGACGCCAAAGAGCAGGAAGACGAUGCCAACACCCCCAAGGAAGCCCAAUACUUCAGGACUUUUUCCGGUGACAAGAUGCCCCCCGACUACCGCGGCGGCAUGGUCACCGCCUUCCUCAAGCUCGUAGCCUACGACUUUGGCUGCAACGUCACCUCCCCCCGUGUCGAACCCCGUCUCCUCAUCACCACCAACCAGUCUUCCCCCCGGUCUCGCAGUUCCUACUUCACCUCCGGAUGCACAUUCCUCUUCCGCUCACCCACCACCCGUGAAGCCGCCCGCGCCGGUGUAGUCGAAGGCCCCCUCGCCGCCGUCUCAGCCCGGCACACCACCGCCUUCCCACCAACCCCCUCAACAGACAGGGAAUCCCUCCUCGACCUCUCCCGCGAGCUCAUCACAGCCCUCAUCACAGCCCAGCACCGCGCUCGCGAAGGGAAAACAGAGAAACGCAUCGGGGAAAACGCCUGGUGGGCCACCAAGCCCAGGUGGGGAGGCGGUCCAGGAGGUCCCAUAGGAAGGGAAAUCGAAGCCCAAUCCGCCAAGUCAACCAACGACGUCAUCCUCGGCGACAAGGAUGCCCCUCCUCCCCCUGUUGUCCCCCCUUCUCCUGCUAUUCCCUCUUCGCCAGCACCCCCUCCUUCCUCGGCACCAUCAAUAACCAGCUCCCUCGCCCGCCGGCCUUAUUCUUCGCUUUCCCCCUCCUCCUCAAGAAGUAACUCCAGCUCUGGCUCAAGCUCGAAACGUCUAAAGACAAAGUCGGGCAAAGACGGAAAGCAAAACCCUAUUUAUGACGCGUACCGCCGUGUUCAACCUCCUAACUCGACGUGGGACAAAAAGGCAAAGUAUACUGCUAUCGGAAGGGUCAAAGCAGCGGGGUAUGAUGAUAUUUUUGUCAUUUCGGGGUUAUUCCACCACAUCAGCGUUGUCCGCGUCAGGGUGCCAAACAGGUUGUUGGAAGUGCUAGAGGGGGAUUUGAACGAGAUUGACAAGAGGGGGGGAAGGAGCUGGGGGAAGAUUGAGGUGAGAAGGAGUCAGUGGUUUGACUUUUUCAAGGUGGAGGAGAGGAUCGAGGCGGUGCAGCUGCUUUGGGGGCUUAUGGCUUGGUUGAUGAGGGAGGAGGAGAAGGGGCAGGGGGGAGGGGAUGUGGUUAUGAGUGGUUGA
This is a messenger RNA of Podospora anserina S mat+, 1803 nucleotides long. RefSeq lists its product as uncharacterized. The transcript is spliced from 2 exons. Lineage: Eukaryota; Fungi; Ascomycota; Sordariomycetes; Sordariales; Podosporaceae. The record is from RefSeq and is a predicted model, not a curated record. The coding region runs from base 1 to 1803 and encodes 600 amino acids.